AUGGAGAAGCCACCAGGAGCCAGGUGCAGCAAUGGGUUUCCCGAGCUAGAACCACCGCGGUCAGAACCGAGUCGGCCAGUGGAGAUGUCCCCACAACUCAAGGCUAAGAGCUCGCAGACCGCCGACUCCUGGAAGGAUGAGCGGCCCCAGAAGGAGGAGGAUAACGAGCUGAACCUCCCCAACCUGGCAGCUGCCUACUCGUCCAUCCUGCGCUCGCUGGGCGAGGACCCCCAGCGGCAAGGGCUGCUCAAGACGCCGUGGAGGGCGGCCACGGCCAUGCAGUUCUUCACCAAGGGCUACCGGGAGACCAUCUCAGAUGUCCUAAAUGAUGCUAUAUUUGAUGAAGAUCAUGAUGAGAUGGUGAUUGUGAAAGACAUAGACAUGUUUUCCAUGUGUGAACACCAUCUAGUUCCAUUUUUUGGAAAGGUCCAUAUUGGUUAUCUUCCCAACAAGAAAGUCCUGGGCCUCAGUAAGCUUGCGAGGAUUGUGGAAAUCUAUAGUAGAAGAUUGCAAGUUCAGGAGCGCCUUACAAAACAAAUUGCUGUGGCCAUCACAGAAACCUUGAGACCUGCUGGAGUCGCAGUGGUGGUUGAAGCAACACACAUGUGUAUGGUGAUGCGCGGCGUACAGAAAAUGAACAGCAAAACUGUGACCAGCACAAUGCUGGGCGUGUUCCGGGAAGACCCAAAGACACGGGAAGAGUUUCUCACCCUCGUUAGGAGCUGAGCUACGGUGUAUGCCGUGCGCUUGGCAGACCCACUGCUGGUGCCAUUGUUAGUCUGGUCUGAGUUGUUUGUACAGUUCGUUUUCAAUUGUUACAUAUGUGAACUUUCUUCCUUGUCACUAGCUGUGUUUAAGCAUUAUUUAUAGCAAGUCAGAUAAA
Elephantulus edwardii (Cape elephant shrew) is the source of this 883-nucleotide messenger RNA. RefSeq names its product GTP cyclohydrolase 1 (gene GCH1). Gene Ontology annotation, molecular function: GTP binding; zinc ion binding; GTP cyclohydrolase I activity. The record is from RefSeq and is a predicted model, not a curated record. The coding region runs from base 1 to 726 and encodes 241 amino acids. Gene Ontology annotation, biological process: tetrahydrobiopterin biosynthetic process; tetrahydrofolate biosynthetic process. The transcript has 6 exons. Lineage: Eukaryota; Metazoa; Chordata; Mammalia; Macroscelidea; Macroscelididae. Gene Ontology annotation, cellular component: cytoplasm.